Molecule: messenger RNA, 621 nt
Organism: Aspergillus candidus
Lineage: Eukaryota; Fungi; Ascomycota; Eurotiomycetes; Eurotiales; Aspergillaceae
Product: mitochondrial 54S ribosomal protein mL61
Exons: 2
Coding region: 1-621 (206 amino acids)
Cellular component (GO): mitochondrion
Molecular function (GO): structural constituent of ribosome
Source: RefSeq, a predicted model, not a curated record
AUGGUGAACUUGUUCAAGCGGAUGCGGAAGUUGAAGUCGAUCGUCAACAUCCGCAUCGGCACCGGCGCCGCCAUCCUCCCCACCCCAACCUCCGCAACCCCCGACUACCCAGCCAUAACCCGGCUCCACCUAACGUACGCGCGCAAAAUCUACAACGGCCACCAAGGCGCGCGCCACUUCUGGCGCAACUGCCUCCCGCGCCUGAAGUACCACAACCCGGGCGUCCCCAUGAGCGUCAAACAAACCGACGACCAAGAAGGCCCCGCAGCGCUCACAAUCUACUUCGCCGAGCGCGCCUCCAAACCGGCCUCUAUCACCGCCGCCGUAGCCGAACUCACCGACAAGCAUGCGCCUGCGCCCGCGGACGCGGAGAAAACCGCUAUCGUGGACAUGCGCAAUCUCGACUAUCGCGAGAUCUGGAAUAAGGUGAUGAACGUGACGGGGGCGCAGGAGGUACCUGCCACGGCGGAGGAGGAGGCGGAGGUGAAGAGGUUUGAGCAGAUGAGGGAGCAGUCUGGGCGGGAUCGCGUGCGUAUCGCUGCUAUUCGGCAGGCGAAGAAAGACCAGGAGAGGAUGUUGCAGAUUGCGAGGGGGGAGGUGGAGAAGUUGAAGCAGCUUUGA